Molecule: messenger RNA, 5404 nt
Organism: Orbicella faveolata
Lineage: Eukaryota; Metazoa; Cnidaria; Anthozoa; Scleractinia; Merulinidae
Product: rab GTPase-activating protein 1-like
Biological process (GO): regulation of GTPase activity
Molecular function (GO): GTPase activator activity; small GTPase binding
Source: RefSeq, a predicted model, not a curated record
CAUUAUAUUUGUUGUGCAUGUGAGCUGAAGGAAGUGAUUUUGUCCAUUUGAAGAUAGCGUUGUGGCAUGCAAAUGUAGUAAUGUAAAAGGCGCACCCAAUAAGCCAUUAUUGAAAGGUAAAUAAGUUGGUAUCCUCCCUUGUUUGACGUCACGUUUGAUCAGGCUCCUCGCAUUGAAGAAGAGAAGCUUUUAGUUUAUAAAGCUCAUGUGUGGACGACCAAAGGUGUUCUUUUUGUCCGUCGCCAACUUCAGAAAGGACGAAGAAGAACAUUUCCAAGCAAGGAAGGACAAAGAGGAUUUCUGGUUGUCAGACCGGCGAGAACGGCUACCAUCAUUUGACAGUUUUCACUGUAAACGCCGUCUGUGAUGGUCGCAGACUCGUCCUUGAAUAAUCUUCGCUAGUGAACUUGCGGCAUCUCGAAUUCUGUUGAUAAUUUUAUCGUCAACUUUGGAGGCAUUUGACGAGUUCGACUUCGAAGGUGACCUUCUUUUGAAAGCGGUUUCGUUUGAGGUGUAUAAAAUAUUAACUACUAUUGGUGCCAGAGUGCAGAUCAACCUAACCUUGUAGCGAGAGAAGAUCAUUAUUUUGCUCAGAGAAAUAAGCACUUUUUCCGAGACAUUGCUUUAUCUGAAAAAUACUAACCCAGCUGAAGUCAAACAUCUUUGCCCAAACAGUCAGAGUCAUUUAUGGCAGAUCAGAAAGCAGGGACAAGUGGACAAGAUGUAAAAGAAGAAAGCAAUUCCAGCAGCCCUGAACAACCUCGGAGUCCAGGCGCAAAGUCAACAAACAGUGAUCAUGAGUACAUCAUGCUGGCUGUGCCUGAUAUCGAAUCUGAUUCUGGGUCAGCUCUGUCAGGCUCUUCUGUGGAUAAGAGCAAAUCUCAGGGGAGUAGUGUGAGUAGUUUUGCUGAUGUCAUAACUCCUGACAUGGAGGCUACCUUGGAGAAGGGUCCAACAGAGGAAGAGGUACAACACUUGGUGGAAGAUGCAAAAAGAGAUAUUUCACACUUCUCUGCUUCACAAGAAGAGGUGUUUCCCAGUCAGGAUAAAGGAAAGGAUCUUCAGGAAGGUAGUCAAAUACCAAGUGAAAACCAUGAUCAUGUUGUAAAUGCACUUGCUGUGGAUGGUGAUUCACAAACAGAAGAUGACAAUUCCAGGGGGGAACUGGUAAGACAGCGAUCUGCAUCAGAUGGUGAGGCCAACACAGGUCAGACUGAAAAUGUUGCUGAUUUCACUAGUGAAGAAGCAGUGCAAGCUAGAUCAAGCACUCAUCCAGGACACUCCGAUGAUGAAAGUGAUGAUAAUGCCAUUUUAUUUGAUGGGAUCACUUAUUUAGGAUCCUCGACUGUGAAUGCACCUGUCAGUGAAAUUGAAUUGAAAAGAACAAUGUCUAUCCUGCGAGAACAGACGGAGGUCACUAUUGAUGUUUUGCUAUAUGUUGGUUCAACGUCAGAGAGCAUGAUCAGACUUAAGGAACCUGGAACGCAGGCUGACAUUGCAACUUAUCGCAUACAGAGGAUUUUGUUUUGUGGUCGUGGUGAUGCUGAAGGGAAAGAAAGGGACUGUUUUGCCUUCAAUACUGUCCAUGGAGACUCAGAUAUCUUCCACUGCCAUGUAUUCAAGUGUGAAGAUCCUGAAAAGGCUGGAAAGAUCUUGAAGACAUUUGCUUUAUCCUUUAGAAGACACAGGAAGGACAAAUAUUCCCUAAGGAAACAGCAGUUACAGCAGGUGUCUGUUGACAAUCCUACAAUGGUCACUGGUAUCAGCAACCUUGUCUUCAAAUUUGAUGUGACUCUGGACAUUCUUGAGGAAGACCACAAAGGAUUUUCCUCUGCUGCUAGGGACAAAAACUGUUUUAAACUUCGCCAAGACUUGAGAAAGAAAGUUUUAAUAACGGUGCAACAGUUGACAAACAAGCAUCUUAUUGUGGAAAGGUGUUUUGGACUCUUGAUCUGUCCUGGCAAGAAUGUUCGGUAUUCUGACAUGCAUCUAUUGAGUGAGGUGUCGAUGGAAGUUGCAGAUGGUGGCAAAACUUAUUACAUAAGUGGGUUAUGGGAUCCAGCUGUACGUGACUUGUUAGUUUUAAACACAGAAACUCCAAAAGAUUCAAGAAUAUUUGUGACAAUAGCUGUGGACUUAGUCGUCACUGGAGUAACAGAGCCAGUUAGGUUCAUUGUGGAGACAAAAGCUAAAAUUUUCCCCAGUGGAGAAAAGUUUUUCUGGAGUCCCAGUAAACCAAAAUUCCAUGAAACAUUUAUCAUGGAACUGAAAGAGGUUAUUGACACUGAGACAGGACUGAAAAGCUGUGAAGUGAAGAGCAUCAAAACUGAACUCAGUAUAGAAGCUUCUAAGAAUAUGGCUAAGAGGCAACCCAACCUGACAAGACAGCUGUCUGGAGGGAACAAGACUUCUGAUGAUGAUGAUGAAGAUGAUGAACCACUGCUAUCUGGAUCAGGUGAUGUGCAGAAAGAGUGCACAGAGGAGGAGCUAGGAAGCUGGGCAGAACUGUUAAAUAAAUGGAAGGAUGUCACUCUUAGGCCAAGACAACUCCCUGGACUCGUAAGAAAGGGCAUACCUGGUCCUCUCCGAGGACAAGUCUGGCAGAUGAUGGCUGGUCUGAAAGAAAAUGAUGAACUUCUUGAGGGCUACAAGCAUUUCAUUAAGAAGGAAUCUCCAACAGAACAAGUGAUCAUGUGGGACAUUCACCGUACCUUCCCAGCUCAUGACUAUUUUAAGAGCACCGGAGGGGAGGGUCAGGAGAUGUUGUAUAAGAUCAGCAAAGCUUAUUCUGUUUAUGAUGAAGAAGUGGGCUACUGCCAAGGGCUGUCAUUCCUAUCAGCUGUGCUGCUCUUACAUCUUCCAGAGGAGCAAGCCUUUGCAUUGCUUGUGAAGAUAAUGAGUGACUAUGGGCUGAGAGAGAUUUUUAAGCAAGAUUUUGAACAGCUGCACCUGAAGUUUUUCCAACUGGAUCGAAUGAUUGAGGAUUCGAUGCCAGACCUCCACAGCCAUUUUCAGUACAAUGAUAUCCAGACCCACAUGUAUGCCUCGCAGUGGUUCUUGACGCUGUUUACAGCCAAGUUUCCUUUACCAAUGGUCUACCGUAUUAUGGAUCUCUUCCUCUGUUAUGGUAUGGGUGUCAUUUUUCAAGUUGCCUUGGGCCUCUUGAAGGCAUCUCGUAGAGAGCUCAUCCAAAUGGAUUUUGAAGAUAUUCUGAAGUAUUUCAGAGUAUCCAUGCCAAAAAAGUACUUAGAUGAAGAAGAAUAUAAAAAGCUUAUUAACUCCGCUCUUAGCUUUAGGGUGACCAACAGAAAAAUGAAGAAAUACGAAAAGGAGUAUUUGUUGAAGAAAGACCAAGAGGCACAGCUUGAAGAUCCGGUAGAAAGACUCCAGCGAGAGAACAAGAGGCUGUUUGAAGCCAACAUGAGACUUGAACAGGAAAAUGAUAAUCUAGCUCACGAACUGGUGACUACUAAAGUGGAAUUACACAGCAAGCUUGCAGAGGCAGAGGAGAAGGUGGAAGAAUUGUCCAAGGCUCUUAGCAGUACUACUGUGUCACUGGCUGAAGCAGAGGACCAGCGAGAAAAGUUCAAGGAAGAGGGAGUUCAGGUGAAAGAAAUGUGGCGGCAGAACAUUGAAGUGGCAGAAGAAGAGAGGAAGCGGCACACCGCCAUCAUCGAGGAAUACAAAAAGAUCUGCUCUCGAGUGGACGAAAGAAGUGAGAAGUUAAAAGAAGAUUUACAGAGGGAGCUUCUGGAAGUCAAGAGACGCGUAGGAUCGUGCGAAAACUGCGCUGCUCUCUUCUCAGAGGAAGGUUACGUGUCGCUAGAUGGAGACCAGACUGCUACCUUCAAGACAAGUGUCAAGGUGGUGGACUCCGAGCAGCGUCUCAGAGAACUGGAACUAGAGCUGGCGCAGACCAAGCUUUCCCUGGUGGAAUCCGAGUGUCGUUCCCAGGACUUGGAGCACAGGCUCGCGGCCAUUGAAGCCGCGGCUGGUGAAAGUAAAUCAUGGUUCAAGAGAAUUAGUUUGGUCAAGGAUGCUGGGAAGUGAUUAAGUUUUGCGAGUUGUUCAUAGUCUUGUCACCUAAAACAGUCGGGGAAACAAUUGCCAGUUGAUGAAGAAUUACAGUCUUUGCGACUGGACUGGGGUUUUAGCUUUCGUCUCCAAAUUGGAAAGCAAGUGGUCGAACCACUAGCUCGUGCUAGUUUUUGAAUCCAUAAUAAAAAUCGAAAGCUUAAUGAGUACUUCAACGAAGAUUUUAAUUUCAAAACUGCGCUUGUUUCCCCGACUGGAAAUAAAUGAGAUGUCUGAUAAGUCCUAGUCAUCUAAGUUUUCGUUGAACUGCUAUUAUUUGUUAUCCUGGCCCUCUAUGUUCAUUUCCGAUAGUGUAACUGAUCUGUUUUUAGAGAAUUGUAGCUAUUGAAAUGUUCGUUUGUUUUUGUGAAAGGUCUUGAGUGUAAUAAUUAUCUGCUGUUGAGGAAGGUGUUAUCCAGUUAGGCAUACAAGCUGUUUGGGGAUCUCCCAGCAGGAUUCAAACCGGCCAGCCUGUUGUCAAUUGGAAACCUUUUUGUUAAGUUUCUUGGGAAACAGGAUUAACUGUUUCCCUUAGGACCCGUCAUUAAGUGUUUAUUGUCAGAUUCAAUCGGAAAAGAAAACAAGAGCAGGGAAUAUGGAAAAACAAAGUCUUAUCCUAGUAUUAUUAUUUUAUCUCGUCUUGACCAAAUCAUUAUCGGGCAAUAAAGGAUUGCAUCUGGAUCGGGUUUAUUUGAAUUAUCAAGCAAUGUGAUAAACUUGUUUCCAGGGUCUUUUUAAUCCGCUGGUUCUCAAUUCAGGAGAUACUCUGGGAACCAGGUUUGAAGUAGAAGCGAAUCUCUUUUCGUCCUAGACGACAUAUUUGCGUGGCUGAAAAAUGGGCGAAAAAACACGUAACUCUGGCAGGGUGUAACUUAGAAGGGCGAAUUUUCAUUUCGCAAGCUUCAAAGAUCAGUUGUAAGAAUUAGUUCAGUCGCAGUUCUUAAUGGUAGCCUAAAUGGUGACUAUUGAUAAAAUUAUCUUUGGAUUUGCUUGAGCUUGGAGCUAAGAACUCACUUUUGUGUUUGAUUUUUUAAUUCUAUUCGAAAAUGAAUUGUUUUUUUCAGAGGCGGGUACUUGUACAUUUGGUUGUCACAUGUUUUGUAAAUACAGCAUGGCAGACAAAGGACAGUGACCUUUGUUGAUAUAUUUGUUGAGUUCAGACUGCUGUUGUUGUUUUUUUUUUCUGUUUUAUUUGCGACUUCCUUUGGAAACUAAUAUAUUUGUUAGCACAAAUUAAACUGGAAAUACCCUCGAUAUAAUGUAAAAUAAUUGUAAGGAUAAUAUGAAAGGGGUUUAAUCGGGCAUAAUAAACAAAGCUCUCUGUUCAGAA